AGGCAAACUCAGACGAGCACAAGAAUGAGCAGCCCCAGUUAGAGUACAACAGGAUUUCGGAGCAUUGUAAUCAUCGGAUUACAGACUGAUUAGCUAGUGCCUCCUGUGAUUCUUGUGCUGUUCCCUUGCAGAUUACUGGACCUGUUGAACAAUGAGCCUGCAGUGGACGGCAGUUGCGACCUUCCUCUAUGCUGAGGUGUUUGCUGUCUUACUUCUGUGUAUUCCCUUUAUCUCCCCCACCAGAUGGCAGAAAAUCUUCAAGUCCCGUUUGGUGCAGUUGGUGGUGACGUACGGCAACACAUUCUUUGUGGUCCUCAUUGUGAUCCUAGUGCUUCUCCUGUUAGAUGCAUACCGUGAGAUCCAAAAGUAUGGUGUAGGAGAACUGGUUGACCUGAAGAAUAAUCCAGUGGCGGUGGAGCAUAUUCACAUGAAACUGUUCAGAGCACAAAGAAACCUGUACAUCGCUGGCUUCUCCCUGCUGCUGUCCUUCCUCCUGAGGCGCCUGGUCACUCUCAUCUCCAAACAAGCCACACUCAUUGCAUCUAACGAGGCCUUCAAGAAACAAGCAGAGAGCGCCAGUGAUGCAGCCAGGAAGUACAUGGAGGAAAAUGACAAGCUGAAGAAGGAUAUGAAAGCCCUUGGAGUGGAGGCGAGUGACCUGCCAGACACUACUGUAGAGGACAAGAAGAAACUUAAAGAUGAAGUCCGCAAGCUCACGGAGGAGCUGGAUUCCACCAAGAAAAGUUUACAGAAGUCCCAGAGUGAUGUAGUCGCCAUCAAGAAGCAGUGCGAGGGUCUCACCACGGAGUAUGACCGUCUGCUGGAGGAGCAUUCCAGGCUACAGGCUGUAAAUGAUGGAACAAAGGACAAGAAAGAAGAGUGAGGAAAUGGCCUGUCACUUUGGCAGCUUCCAAGCGUCCUCCAUCAAUGCCGUCAUACAAUUUCCAGUGCAAGGUGGCUGAGCGGGUUACUAGGCAGCGCUUCAUAUUGAUGCACACUUGGCGCUGGUCUCUUUCUGGUGAUGGCAGCAGCUCUGCGACCGUCCGCUCUGCACCUUACUCUCAUUUCUCUUUUACCCCAGUUGUGUAGUUUACCUUCUGAAAGGAUCAUGUUAAAGUUAAAAUUUCCAAAUCUUGACAGAGUUCCUUUGAUGUCUCUGACUUUGUAUUAUUGAAAGAUUUGUGGUUGACAUAAAUUAAUAUAUGACCAGAAACCGUCGCCUCUGUAUCAGACACAACAGAGACCACUUUACUGCUCUGGUUUAACCAACUUUGGGGUAUUUUUACUUUGCCUGUCUGUAAUGUCUGCCAUACUGGUCUUAUUAGACAAGUCUAGUUUCUCUCCAGAAAAUUGGGUGUGUAAUAAAUAAAGGGUUGUAAUUGUCCCGCUUAGCUCUAUUCCCUAUAACAAAUGUCUGUUUAUUAUGUUGGCUCACAAGGUGCUGCAUCUGUUUAGUUUCCUGGGAUGCUAACAAGUACGUUUUUCACAUGCACCAAUGUUGAAAUGACUUCAAUGGUUCCAAGGAUUACAAAAGUUUACGAUAUCAGAUGGAUUUAUAAUUUGUGUAAUUAAGUCCACGACGUCUGUUUUGCUGUGUCACCAAUAAAGCUUUUAUUUUGGGAAUCUGAA
Bombina bombina (fire-bellied toad) is the source of this 1629-nucleotide messenger RNA. RefSeq names its product B cell receptor associated protein 31 (gene BCAP31). Lineage: Eukaryota; Metazoa; Chordata; Amphibia; Anura; Bombinatoridae. Gene Ontology annotation, cellular component: endoplasmic reticulum membrane; endoplasmic reticulum. The transcript is spliced from 7 exons. The coding region runs from base 152 to 883 and encodes 243 amino acids. Gene Ontology annotation, biological process: intracellular protein transport; endoplasmic reticulum to Golgi vesicle-mediated transport. The record is from RefSeq and is a predicted model, not a curated record.